UAUUGAAGGUUAUACGAAAUUCCAACUAAAGCAAUUUCAAAAAUCUAGCGUCAUUAAAUUUCCGACAACAUUCAAGAAUCUAUAUAGGUCCCUGAAAUUUUUCGGUAGCUGAGGAAUAAAUUCUUGAAAAUUUUGGGGAAAAUUUGAAAAUUUUAGAAUGGACGAUUAUACGAGAGAAAUGAUGGAUUUAAAAACCCUGGUUACUCGUACAUUGGAGAAGAAGGGCGUUCUCGCCAAGAUCCGUGCUGAGCUUAGAGCUAGUGUGUUUGAAGCGAUCGAAGAGGAAGAUAAAGUAAUUGAGAAAGAAGAUGGAUUGCCUCCUGCACUAUUGGGUAGCUGCAAUGAUCGUGCUAAGCAGCUGCAUAACUCUCCUUCAGGGAGGCUUCUAACUGCUUUGAUAUGUGAAUAUCUCGAUUGGUCUCAGUUAAACCACACGUUAAAAGUUUACUUGCCAGAGAGUAAUAUGCCAAAAGAUUCCUGGAAAUCCGAGCUAAAAGAUUUCAGCAGCAAGAAUGGCUACGACUUGAACCGGCAUGGAGAUAGUGGGCCUUUGCUUUUGGACGUUCUUGAGGGCUUCUUGAAGUUCGAGAAUCUGUCUCAAGGAAGAGGUGCGAAUAGGAGAUCGACCGCUUCAGAUUCUGAAUCUCUAUCAAACUUGGAAGCACGCAACGCUAGGAGACCUUCACCACCAGCAGUUGCUGUGGGUAUACCUCAACUAGGAAGGCAUAGUGCUGCUUCACAAUCAUCUGAUCGAAGAGCUGGAUCGUCUGCGUCAGGCUACCGAAGAGAUGAAUACAAUCGGAGGUAUGAAAAUGAUGGACAUUCUGAAGAUGUCAUCCGUGCUUCUGCUGCGUUAGAGAAUCUGCAAUUGGAGAGAAAUGCUCGUCGUGGGACCUCAUCUUGGAGGCGUGGAGGAGAUGAUAUGUCCGAAGACAAUAGCACUGGAUAGACGUAGUUUGUGUGGAUUCGUUGAUCCACGUUCAUUUCAGCCUUGCAACGCCACUGGUUCAUGUAAGGUCAAAUCUGCCCCUAUGCAUUUCACAUUCGAACAAUUAAGCUAAGGCUUCUCAUGUAUUCUCCUCGUUCCUGUUCACGCCUUUAUCUUGGUUCAUCUCUACUUUUCGCCAUUCUCCCGUUGUAUCAUACCCUAGCCCGAAAACGGAUAGCCUAUAGGGUUGUAAAGAUUUGACAACUUAACAUUAUUUUGAAAGUCUAGAUUAUAUUUGGUUGUUUGCACUGCUGAAGAUACUACCUCUGUUUCUUUAAGAGUUGUUUCAUGUUUGUGUAUGCGACUAUAGAAUUCGAUCAACGGAAGAUAUGUUGUGGUGUGGUUA
This is a messenger RNA of Salvia splendens (bonfire salvia), 1334 nucleotides long. RefSeq names its product protein TONNEAU 1a. Bases 158 to 949 code for a protein of 263 amino acids. The record is from RefSeq and is a predicted model, not a curated record. NCBI's taxonomy places the organism in Eukaryota, Viridiplantae, Streptophyta, Magnoliopsida, Lamiales, Lamiaceae. The transcript has 8 exons. Gene Ontology annotation, molecular function: protein binding.